Molecule: messenger RNA, 1950 nt
Organism: Fusarium pseudograminearum CS3096
Lineage: Eukaryota; Fungi; Ascomycota; Sordariomycetes; Hypocreales; Nectriaceae
Exons: 2
Coding region: 1-1950 (649 amino acids)
Biological process (GO): glycerophospholipid catabolic process
Cellular component (GO): cytosol; intracellular membrane-bounded organelle
Molecular function (GO): A2-type glycerophospholipase activity
Source: RefSeq, a predicted model, not a curated record
AUGGCCAUCUCUUCGGGCCUCGCCCUUUUGCUGGCUGCCAGCGCCGCCCUGCAACCCGUUGCUGCCAGACCAUCCAUCGACGACGCCUUUGUCGCCAUCUCGAACUCAGAUUUCUCUCCUCGAUCUGUGUCAAAACGAGGCACUCCCCAAGCCCCCGACGGUUAUGUUCCCGCCGAAGUCGAUUGCCCGAGCACGCGCCCGACCAUUCGAAAUGGCUCCUCCAUCUCGAGUAUGGAGCGCGACUGGCUUCCCAAGCGCCGAAACGAGACCAUCUCCCCUAUUCGAGAUCUCUUGAAACGAAUUGCGAUUCCCGGUUUCAACAGUGAAGAAUAUCUCAAGGAUGUCGAGAAAAAUGCAACAGCUCUGCCAAAUAUUGGUCUCGCUGUCUCUGGCGGUGGUUAUCGUGCCAUGUUGUGUGGUGCUGGUGCAUUGGCGGCUUGGGAUAUUCGCUCCGACGGUAGCGACAAAAAUGGAAACCUCGGUGGUCUUUUGCAAAGUGCGACAUAUCUCUCAGGUCUUUCCGGUGGUGGAUGGCUCGUCGGCAGUUUGAUGAUGAACAACUUUACUUCUGUGCAGGACAGCGUGCAAUAUCCUGGUCUCUGGCAGUUGGAGAAGUCAAUUCUGGAGGGUCCCGAGCGAUACUCGCUGGUUCAAUACUACAACACCAUCUUCGACUCCAUAUCAGAUAAGAAGGAUGCCGGCUACGAACGAUCCCUCACUGAUUACUGGGGCCGCAUGCUCUCGUACCAACUCAUCAACGCAACAGAUGGUGGUCCUUCAUACACCUGGUCUUCCAUCGCUGAUGAUCCCGACUUCGCUGAGGGCAAGGCCCCUAUGCCUCUCAUUGUCGCUGACGGUCGUGCGCCCAACGAGAAGAUCAUCUCACUCAACGCGACCAAUUUCGAGUUUACUCCCUGGGAGCUUGGCUCCUACGACCCCGUCCUUGAGGGUUUCGUUCCUCUCAAGUACGUUGGUUCCGAGUUCGACAAGGGAAAGCUGCCCAAGGACAAGUCAUGUAUUGCUGGCUUCGAUAACGCCGGUUUCGUCAUGGGAACUUCCAGCAGUCUUUUCAACCAGAUUGUUCUGUACUUGAACGAGGACGACAACAACUACGUCCCUGACGGUGUUCCCAAGAUUGCCAUCGAAGCUGUAACUGCUGUUUUCGACGCUCUUGGUGAUGAGAACAACGAUAUCGCUGACUGGACCCCUAACCCCUUCUACGGCUGGAACCCCGAUGAGAACCUGAGCGCCAAAUCUGAGCGCCUCACUCUUGUCGAUGGUGGUGAGGAUCUUCAGAACAUCCCUUACUACCCUCAUCUCCGAAAGGACCGUGAGGUUGACGUUGUCUUUUCCUUCGAUUCCUCAGCCGACACUGAAUUCAGUUGGCCCGAUGGUGCAUCUCCCAUUGCUACCUACGAGCGCUCUCUUACCGACAUCUCCAAGGGCUCAUCAUUCCCUCCCGUCCCCGACAAGAACACCUUCCUGAACCUGGGCCUCAACACCCGCCCAACCUUUUUCGGCUGCAACGCCACCAACAUGACCGAGCCUACUCCUCUCAUCGUCUACAUUCCCAACUACCCAUACGUCUACGCCUCCAACAUCUCCACCUUCCAAAUGACCGUCAACUCCUCCGAGCUCUCCGCCAUUAUUGAAAACGGCUACGCUGUCGCUACCAUGCUUAACGGCACCCGCGACGAGAACUGGCCCGUCUGUGUUGGUUGCGCCAUGCUCGCCCGCAGCUUCGACCGCACAAACCACACCGUGCCCAAAAAGUGCCAGGAGUGCUUCACAAACUACUGCUGGAAUGGCACCAUCGACAGUAGUGACCCCGGUGUCUACGACCCUAAGUUCAUCGGCGACGAGAUUCAAAUUGAGAGUUCUGCGACAAAGAUGGCCAGCAGCGCCUUCGUCGCUGUUGCAGCCUUUGCAGGAUUCAUCCUCGCCAUUUAA